AUCGAUUAAAUUAUGAGGAGUUGUCUACCUUUCAUUAAAAAAAACACGGAACAAACAACGAGGUUCUCAUUGCUGGCAUAUCAUCUGACAAGGCCUUGAGACCAGAAACAAUGAACAGACUGAGGAUCAGUAAGGGAGGAAGGGAGUUUCUUAUGCCUCUCACUUCCAACACCAGCUCAAACCAGACGCUGUCUGUUCUCAAUUCAACAACUUGCACCGAUGGCACAUCGGAAAUAUCUAGCAAUGUGACGGUGGACAGUUCAUCCCAAGAUGGCGGAGAUCUGAACCGAUCAGUCGAUUCUACAAUUGCUACGGACAUAAACCUGGGAACUCUAGAUGACAUGUCUGCGGUUAACCUUACAGGGGUGAAGUCAGGAAAUUUAGCUAGUGGAGAACCAGGCAAUCUUGCCGAAACAGAAUCUGAAAAACUGAAUUUUGAAGAUGCCCAUGGUUACAUUGUAGCAACUACGGGUGGUUUAAACAUCGUUAGUUCAGGGGAUGCUGGGAAUGAUAAGCAGGAGGCUCCAAGUGAUUUGACAGAAGUUGUCACUCUUGAUUCAACAAGUAGUUUGAAUCAUGGGGACACAGAACAGAGUUUACAUCAGAAUCAAGUGGAUGGAGUGCUCUCGAAUUCCUCAACAAUACUGUUGCCAGAAAAUCUAGUCCUAUUCGAAACAUCUAAAGGGUUAGUGUUUUCCAUGCCAAGCCAGGAGAGUUCCAGUUUCAGCAGUAGUUUUGUGACGUCUGGUGUGGACUCUCAGACACUCAUUACUUCUUCAAUGGGAGGGACCAUCUUCCCACAAAUUCAGCUGGUUGGUUCUGGUGACGAUUCGGGGUCAAGUGUUUACGAGACCGUAUCUGACACAGGCACAAUACUCAUUCCUUCCACGAUUUUCCCAGACACUGACCCCACGCAGACCCUUGUGGUCGGGCCGCUUGAAAACGAUGACAAGCCAAAGAGAAAAGGUACAGGAGGAUGGCCUAAAGGCAAGAAGCGAAAGAAUGAGCCCACAGUCAACAUGCCUCGUAAACCUAUGACUGGGUAUGUGAUAUUUGCAGUGAAGCGUAGACAAGAGAUGAAGACCGAGCGUCCCGACCUGACCUUCCCAGAAAUCACCAAACACAUGGGCCAGGAGUGGUCGAACUUCACAGAGGAGGAAAAAGAUAAAUACAUGAGGCUUGCAGAAGAAGAUAAACAGCGCUACAUCACGGAGAUGAAAGAAUUCCAGGAGUCGGACCAGUACCAACAGUUUGUACGAAACAAGCGACAGGCUGGAGGCAUGCUCAAUGGCCUUUCACAGAAUGACAAACCACUCAUUGACAUUGAUGAUAAUAUAGGUGAGGAGCUCUACUGUAGAUUAUGUAACCAGUUCUUCAUCUCUGCCCACAACAAGCGGGAACACAUGUUUGGAAGGCAGCAUCUUCAGAAUAUCACCAAUGAAAUCCGCAAAGACAUACAGGAACAAGAAGACACUCAGAAACAGCAGUUGUUGAUGGCAGCAGAUGACCUUGACCCUUAUACCCUACCAGAACAAACAGUCGUUACCUUGGAAACAGAUGAUCUUCAUAGUGACAAUUCGGCUUCCCUUGAUAUUGAUGACUUUAUACAUAAAUUCUGGGAGAAAAAUGCAUAUCGAGAAAAAGAGGUGCACACCUUGAAAAAAGCUAACAGAAGUUUUGCAGAUGAUAAUUUGUUAAUGACAAAGCAGAUUAAGGAGUUAGAGGAGUUGGAGACAAAGCUGACCCAUGACCUUGGAAGCCUUAAAGCCUAUGGAUCUUCCCUCUCCGCUCAAGUGGACUCCCUGAAAAUGGUCCCGACGCUGUUUGGCGUCAUAAACUUCUAGAACAGUACUGUAAACAAGCAUUACCUGAACUAAAUUAUCAAUGAAAAUGUUAUAUUUAUUUUGUUUUGGUUCAUAAACAUAUAGUACUGGGGCGUUAUUCAUAUUCAUAAAACUUGUUAAGUCAUUUCCUAACUUAAGUCCCUUUCCUUAUUUUAGUAUCUUCUUAAUCAUAUUAAAUCUUAACUUAAGAAUAUUUUAAAAAAUACAUCAUUUUUAUUGACCUUAUUGAGAAAAAACAACGUACUGUAAUAUUAAAAACACUAAAACAUUUCUUUUAAUUUGCAUAUGAAAAUGUUAAGAAAUCAACUUUAUUUUGGAAUUGAUUUAAGAUGUUUUAUGAAUAUGGCCCCAGUAGCAUACCUUUUUAAGGGUCAUACAUUUCUAGGUUUGAAAUUAGUCCUAUUUAUGUUUAUGCAAGUAUCCUUCUUUAGGGUCCCAUCACUCCCCUGCGUCAUUCACCCUCUAGUCGCAAACAAUAUAUAAGUGAAAGCAUU
This is a messenger RNA of Mya arenaria, 2338 nucleotides long. RefSeq lists its product as uncharacterized. Bases 111 to 1844 code for a protein of 577 amino acids. The record is from RefSeq and is a predicted model, not a curated record. NCBI's taxonomy places the organism in Eukaryota, Metazoa, Mollusca, Bivalvia, Myida, Myidae. The transcript has 13 exons. Gene Ontology annotation, cellular component: nucleus. Gene Ontology annotation, biological process: regulation of gene expression.